AUGCCUCCAAAGAUUCAUCUCGUGCGCCAUGCGCAGGGAGAACACAACGCCACUCGCGACUACAGCAUUCGCGAUGCAGUACUGACGGCCAAAGGCAAGGAGCAAUGCCGCGCCCUCAGCUCGACGUUUCAGCACCACCAAAAGAUAGAGGCGGUAUUUGCGUCGCCGCUGCGCCGGACGAUUCAGACGGCUGCGCUCAGCUUUGGGCCUGUACUGUCGCGCAAAGAGGUGCCGUUUGUGCUGCUGCCGGCGCUGCAGGAAGUCAGCGACAUUGGGUGUGAUGUAGGGCUGGCCGACACUGCAGAGGAUUUGCAGCGGCUCCUGCCCGAUGUGUUUGCGGCGGGCGAGAUUGAUUUCGACCUGAGCAAAAUCGAGGCGUCAGCGGUAACGGCGGGAUGGAAUUCCAAGCAGGGCUACUGGGCGUAUGAGAAGGCGGCCAUUUCUCUGCGCGCAGCAGAGCUGAGGAAAUGGCUGUACCAGCGGCCAGAGACAGAGAUACUCGUGGUAACGCAUGGCGCCUUCGCUCAUUUCUUGACCGAGGACUGGGAUGUCGAAGACCCGAUGCUGGGCACUGCGUACAAAAAUUGUGAGCAUCGGGUGUUUGUCUUCACGCCGGAGUCUACGGCCGAGAAGGCGCAUGUUGAGGAGACAUGGGAAAGCAGGAGAAGCCGAGCGCCGCAGCAGGUCGAGACGGACCCGCACGUUGUGGAAGAGUUUUUGGAAACGGCUGCGUGAAUAAGCGCUGCAUGGGUGACGGCGGUACUUAGGCAGGCAGGCAGGCAGGCCGACGAUGGAUGGGCUCAAGACAGGUUGGCGAGGGGUGGUGGGCGAGGCGGUAUGUGCAUGGGCGGUAUCAGUACAGUAUUGCGCGAGGGUCUGGAGAAGGAGAGCACGCGACAGGCGGGUGGCAUGUCACAGGGCGUCGUCGGGUCGAGG
Molecule: messenger RNA, 936 nt
Organism: Exserohilum turcica Et28A
Lineage: Eukaryota; Fungi; Ascomycota; Dothideomycetes; Pleosporales; Pleosporaceae
Exons: 5
Coding region: 1-735 (244 amino acids)
Cellular component (GO): cytoplasm
Molecular function (GO): phosphatase activity
Source: RefSeq, a predicted model, not a curated record